AUGGCAGAAUUCGGUGCUUUGAAACCAGCACCCAGUGUCCUCAUGAGUGAAGAGUGCAAGAAGAAAAGAGAGCUCGAGGUCACCGACGCCGAAGACGACCAGCUGAAGAAGCGACGAACAAGUAAACAGGUCCACUGGGAUUUGGCUCCGAUGCCUCCUUCAGCUGCUUAUUCUGCUCCCUCCGCCUCUGGCGGCCGGGACUUGCCCAAUCCUUCGGGUCUGCCUCGGUUCUUGGAAAUCGAAAUCCCAGAUGCGAGCUACGGCAAACCUCCCUGCAAACGACAAGGCUCGCCACGUCCGUGGACCACAGACUUCGCAUACAGGCAGCCGAGAUGCCACCAUUCGGGCAGUCGUUGCAAUUGUCAGUUUGCUACCGCCACAAUGGUUCCCGCCCUGGAAGUCUCCAUGCCAUGGUUAUCGUCGUCGAGCCUUUUGCAUCCAACUGAGCCAAUGUCUCCAUUCGAGGACAUAUCUCCGACCUUUGCCUCUGACCGUAGCGGAUGGUCGAUUGGUGUUCAACAGCUCCCAACCCCCGGGCAAGGUACAGAGAAUCCUCACGACAUGACUGCCAGCGCAGACGAACCGAUGGAACCCAAGGGUACCUAUUAUCUCGCUGUGGAUGAACUUCAAAGCCAGCCUGUGCCCGAUGCCGGCCACUCCUUUGCUGAGCAGGCACCUGGAACAGCGGAGGUGACGCCCGUCAGCCAUCUGGCUCACCCAGGUUCGGGAUCCAUCAGUCCUGCGUGCUGUUCCUACGCGGGAGACAAAAACAAGAAAGUCCCACAGGACGCCCCGGUCGCUCAAGUUGCGGAUGGCAUGGUCGUACCUAUGGCUGUCGACGUGUCCUUCGGCGGCGCGGCCCAUCCAGGUAAACCAUACAGCUGCACCUCGGCGUACAACCACAGCUAUGUUCUCUCUUCACCUGCCCAUCCUGUUGGGUCCAACACGCCUCUCACUCCGCCAGAGUCGGCAGGCGAUCCGUGCCCAUCGCCCGUCAUACGUGACCCCAUGGGUUGCCCUAUUCCGGCCUUCCAACAUCCCAUCGAACGAGGCCCGAUUCAUGGCCAAUUUCCGACCACCCGUCCAGAGGAUUAUGUUUCCGCGACGCUGCGCCCAGUGUACCCAGCCCGUUCUGCCUUGGCUGCUGCAGCCGACCCGUCCUGCAACUCCCCAUACCAGCAACGACCGAUACGUCUCUGUCCUCGUCACCUUUCGUCAUUCGUAACGCAUCAGCAUACCUUCGUUCCACCGUAUAGCACACGCUGGGCUCCAUCGCACCCUGAUGAAUACUGA
Molecule: messenger RNA, 1293 nt
Organism: Fonsecaea erecta
Lineage: Eukaryota; Fungi; Ascomycota; Eurotiomycetes; Chaetothyriales; Herpotrichiellaceae
Exons: 2
Coding region: 1-1293 (430 amino acids)
Source: RefSeq, a predicted model, not a curated record